Molecule: messenger RNA, 4088 nt
Organism: Mercenaria mercenaria
Lineage: Eukaryota; Metazoa; Mollusca; Bivalvia; Venerida; Veneridae
Exons: 6
Coding region: 264-974 (236 amino acids)
Source: RefSeq, a predicted model, not a curated record
CACAGUUGUAUGUCAUAUGGGGACUUUCUUUUUUUUCAGUAGAAGAAGACUCAACGUGGGCCUCAAAGGGCGGGUACCUUGACAGAACCACCUGCCUUCCUUAAACCAAAUGGACGACUUCCUCACAUGAAAAAAUUGUACGCUCCAAGCGAGGUCUCAAACUCACAACGGCGGGAAGUGUUCUGCUUACUCUCUCUCUAAAUUUGAAUUCUGGCGGAGCUGUUGGAUCGUGCGAGGACGUUGAUCAUCAGGCUUGUGUUUCUAUGGCAACACAAAAUACAAACAUGUGUUCAGACUCAGUGCUGGCUACAACUGUAUGUCCAAACUAUUGUAAUCGCUGUCCUAUGACCUGUUACAACUGUAAUAUAUCAACAGCCGACGUGAGUGCUUGUAAUACAGUGACAUGCAGCAAUAACAAGGUAUGUAUGAUAAAGGAGAUAAAAUCAAUGCGAACCGGACAACACAGAUACACGUUAGGAUGUGAAACGGAAGCGGUAUGUGAUGGUGAAAGAAAACGAUCGCUGGAAUCUCGUUCUGUUCACAUUGAUUGCUGUGUGCAAGAUCUUUGUAACAAUCCAUCUCUAAGUGAAUCUACAACCAUGGGUACAUUCUCAAAACCCCAAAUAUCUCCAAGGGACUCUACGACCCAUGGUAUGGUUACAAAAUCUCACACAUCACCAGGUACCACAACACCCGAACAACAAUCAUUAGACUGUUCGAAAUCAACGCACGGGUCCACGUACGUCCUUUACGCCAAUAAGCACAUAAACGCUCCAUUCACUCAUGCCUACCAUAACCUUACCGCCACAGAGUGCAAGAAUCACUGUUCGUACACCCCGACUUGUCGAGGAUUUAACUACUACACAUACUACGCUGGAGGGGUAUGCCAGCUGAUAUCGUUUACCCCGUAUGAUAAACUACAUUCUGUCAGUUCCUACGAAGGAUGUAACUACUAUUUCAGAAAAUGUUUCUAAGGGAACAUUUCACCGAUCGGUGGUGGACUUACCUUUACAAAGAAACAAAUGUCAUAAAACAUUUUAUUUUAUGCUAACUAAUGAAAUACUGUAUUCUAUCAGUUAGAUAUUUUCAUAUCUCAUCACUCACACUGUCAAAAUAUGCAAUCUAUAUUUUCACACUGUGAGAGAUAUAGCUCCGCCCCCUCAUUACAUUGUGUAUGAAUUUUAAAUUAUUUGCUUAAAACAGGAUGAAAAUUGUAGUCGCACUUUGUUCUUUAUAGUGAAUUUCUCGAUUCAAAUUAUUUUACUUAAAGAGAAUUUUAUAACGUUAUGCAGCAAAAAAAUUAAAUUAAAUGGAACUUUAUGUUGUAAGCGUCUUUAUAACGUCUGACGUCAUAUCUGUUUACGCGCGUCUGUUUCCCGCGCUGAGAUUAAAAAUAGUUGCAAAAUGCACAUCACAACGUAAUUGAGCAUAAAAUAAAAAGAAAAUUUGUUUGUUUUUCUUGAAUAUGGAAUAUAUCUCACCUCGAAGUGAGAAAAUUUUCACAUUUUCACUCGCGCUACGCGCUCGUGAAAAUAUUUUAAAUUUGCUCACUUCUCAGUGAGAUAUAUUCCAUAUUCACUCAAAACAAACAAAUAUCCUCUAUAUAUUUAUUCAAAUAUGUUAUAAUCUGUUAUAAGAAUUUCAAGAGUGAAAGUAUUAUAAUCAUUUUAUUCUGACAGACAGCAAAAUCUACGAAACGAGUCAAAAAGCAACGUCUAGAUACAUAAAUUGAUAUCUUAAAAAUACAUUUGCGAGGUUUCAUAUUUUUGAAAUAUGAAAUGCUCUGGAAAUUUUGACUCACUCGUCUUUCACUCAUUCACUCACAGUUUUGUAGCUUUUACCGGCGACAACGCAUGACGCUGGUUGUUGUCUUAGGUUAUAUUCACAAGACAACAACCCAAUAUUACGUGAUAUACCAGGAUUUCGAUAAGUUUUCAAUUUUGAAGCGGAUUUUUAUGUCAGCAAGCUUUUGUGAAUGUAUUCAGUUUUCGCUACUUAUGUCAACAAUUCGUAUUCCUUCAAUUAAUUUUUCUGGUGCCGAAUAAUGUUUAAACAUGAUGUAGCUAACUCUAUUAGAUCUCUAUAUAUUGCUAUCGAGUAAAUUCCUCGAGAUAUAAAGUUUUGCACUUAUCACAUAUUGAUUUUUUUAUGUUUAAAAAUCUUUAGGCAGAAGUGAAGCUUUUGGAACAGCAUUUUAAUUGUUUUAAAUGCUUACAAGAUUUAAAUCUCGUCCUGAUUGUUCAGUUACGUAGACAACCGAAAUAAGUGAAUAUGUUUUUAAAAGUAAACAUUUUCUUAUGAUUUUUCAGUAUUUAAUUAACAUUUUGACAAUUUUUGGUAGUAAUUGUUUUGUAAGCUCCAGUAAUCAAGUGCUACCUACAACUACAACAGACGCUGGAAUGAAAUAGUUUUCAUAUUCAGUGACAUUUUGUACUGUGUUUCGGUAUAUCGCACCUAUCAGGGCGGAAAUGAAAUAAAAUUAAUUGAAUUGAAAAGCACAGAUACUCAAAAAGACGCUUUGAUAACAGAUGCACAUAAUAUAGUCAUAAAUUGACUAAGUAGUGUUAUAUAAAAAUAUAUUAAUAAAUAAUCUUUAUCCUUACAAAUCAGAAACUGGUGUUAGAUGAACUUGUGGGGCACCCAUUUUUCAUAUCUUUAAAUAUGUCUGUAUAUUUACUUUUUAUGUGUGUGAGGUCUCUGUGACCGGGUUGUUAGGAUCGCUGACUUCGAAUCACUUGCCCCUCACCGAUGUGGGUUCGAAUGAGGACUAAUACUAUUAAUAAGCGAGGCUACAGUACACCACAGUAAAUUAAACAUUCCCCAUACCUCGACGGUGACUGCCGAAGUAAUUAGAAAUAAAUAGCGGUCCGAUGGAGCAAGGCAACGUACUGUAAUUCUAAGCAAGGCAAGUACUAUAAUGAGCAAGGCUACAGUACACCACAGGAAUCUCACUCGGAGCGUUGAAUUUUUCAUGCGUGGAAGCCAUACAGCUUGCUUGUGGAAGGUUGGUGGUUCUACCCAGGUAGCUGUUCGUGAUAAAAUAAUGCACGGAAAGACACCUUGGGUCUUCCUCUACCGUCAAUGUUUGAAAGUCGCCAUAUGACCUAUGAUUGUAUCUGUGCGACGUAAAUUAAACCCAACAAAAACAAAAACAACAUUCAAUAUUUUAUGAGUAAUCGGUAUUGUUAUUUAUCACUAGUUCUUGUUUUUCUAUGGGGAAGUGCAGUUUGAAUAAGCAUGAUAUUUCUACAAAAUCUAACUUACACAAAAUUGUUUAAAACAGAGUAAAACAUGUCGUAUAGUUAUUCAUUGUGUUGCUUAUAAAACAAAGAAAACAAUAUUGCAACGGUUAUCGUGUUUAAUAGGAAAUAUUUAAUUAUAUUUUGAUUUAUCUUAGUUUUUCAUUCAAAACGUGUUAUAAUUGUUAGAUUAAUGUUCACUCGGUACACUAACUUGUAGCUGAUCAUAUGUUAUCUAUUUUACUGUUUAAUACAUGUUUUGUAGUUCGUUAUUUAUCACGGAUAUAACUUGUUUCAUGUAUUAUAUAAGUAUCUUUAAUUUAAAAUGCACUUAAUGUGUUGAAACAUUCACAAUUUAUAGCCUAUAAAAGGUCAUAGAGUUUGAAAACAUUCUUGUUCCAUUUAAAUUAGUGUUACAAUAGUUUCAAUAGUAUUGUUUACAUGAACGUGGAAAUCUUAUAUUAAAUUCUAAUAUGACUAGCAAUCCUUAAAUCAUCACAACGAUAUUAUGUUGACGUCACGUCGACGUGAUAUUAACAGCCAUGUGGUCAGAGACCACCAAUUCAAAAAAGUACAGGGAACUUACUGGGAAUGGGGUAAGUGUUUACCUGUGAAUAAGGUAACGUCUGUGCAUUCUGAUUGGUCAGUCAUGUAAACAAACCCAGGAAGUGAUUAUUUUUUCAAAAUUGAUUUUUUUUCACUGCAUUUACAGUAUUUUAUUAUACAUUUUGACAAAAUUCGCUACAUUUUAUGUGUAUUGAAAAAAAGUUUUAUCAAACGAAUUUCUCCCGCCAUGUCAAUGAUGUAAACAGGGGGUCAUUUCAUUCACACGAAAUUUACUUAAAUAAA